Molecule: messenger RNA, 1698 nt
Organism: Mucor velutinosus
Lineage: Eukaryota; Fungi; Mucoromycota; Mucoromycetes; Mucorales; Mucoraceae
Exons: 4
Coding region: 1-1698 (565 amino acids)
Biological process (GO): peptidyl-threonine phosphorylation; peptidyl-serine phosphorylation
Cellular component (GO): cytoplasm; nucleus
Molecular function (GO): protein tyrosine kinase activity; protein serine/threonine kinase activity; ATP binding
Source: RefSeq, a predicted model, not a curated record
AUGUCAUCUUCCAUGUAUCAGCAUCAAGGGUUUGUCAUGUCAGCAGAGCGACUGCAAAGGCAGCCAAGUUACGAAGAUUGGUUUCCCUCAUCAUGUCGACGCAAUUCAUCCAGAGACAAUAUAAUUCAAAGCUUGACAGUGAACAUUUGCGAUACGUUCAGAAAGCGAAAUCCAUGCUUCGAGUACGAUACUUCCUUUAAUCCCAAAAGAGUCUUGACAAAGCCAGGCGUACCUUCGAAAAACGAUGGAUGUGAUAACGAGAAUUCAGAUUUUAUACUCUAUGUGCAUGGUUUAGUGGGACCAAGCGAUGAAAAAAAAUAUCUAAUUAUAGAUGUGCUGGGGGCGGGCACAUUUGGACAGGUUGCAAAAUGCAAGAAUCUAACAACGGGUGAGUUGGUGGCACUCAAGAUUAUCAAGAACAAGCCUUCCUACACAAAGCAGAGUCUAGUGGAAGUCAACAUACUAAAACACCUAAACACAGUCAGUGAUCCCAACGACGAACACAACAUUCUACGGAUGAAGGAGUCAUUCAUGCAUAAGAACCACCUAUGUCUUGUAUUCGAGCUCUUAUCAGUCAAUUUGUACGAGUUGGUAAAGCAAAAUCAUUUUAAAGGUUUAUCUACAAAUCUGGUGCGAGUGUUUUCAGCCCAAAUACUGGAUACUUUAGCAAUCAUCAAAACUGCCGAAAUCAUUCACUGCGAUCUGAAACCCGAAAACAUUCUGCUCAAGAGCUUGGAAUCUCCCACCAUCAAGGUCAUUGAUUUUGGAUCAGCUUGCCAUGAAUCACAGCAAACGUACACCUAUAUUCAAAGCAGGUUCUAUCGGUCUCCAGAAGUACUGAUUGGACUUCGAUACACAACAGCGAUUGAUAUGUGGUCUUUUGGCUGCAUCGUGGCAGAGCUGUACUUGGGCCUGCCUCUCUUUCCUGGAAGCUCUGAAUACAACCAGCUGACUCGCAUCAUUGAAGCAGUUGGAAAUUUGCCAGACUACAUGAUUCAGCGAGGAAAGCAUGGACAUCGCUAUUACAACAAACGAACAACAUUCACUGGCGAGGUUCGGUACUCGUUCAAAGAUAUCCGGCAAUACUCAGAGGAGAGAAACAAGACUGAAAAGCCAAGCAAACGCUACUUUUCGACAUUCAACCUGGAUGAGCUCGUUUUGAAAUACCCAUUACCAAAAGGCAUGAACAGUUCUGAAAUAGAAAAAGAGAUGAGAGUGAGGCGGCAUUUGCUGGAUUUUCUCAAGAAGGCGCUACAAGUAGAUCCCGUCAAACGCAUGACGCCGCAAGAAGCCUUCAAUCACCCAUUCAUAUCAGGAAAGAAGCGAUAUUCAAGGAAUCUGGACGAGUUUAUCUCGUUGGGGAAAGGAAUCAAGAAGCGCACAAAGCACGAUGGCUCUGAUUCCAGCGAUAACGAGGAAGAAAUGGAGGAAGAGGAGCUGGAUGUGCCACCAAUGCUCACAGGUGUAAGACGAAGAUCGUAUGCCAACAAGGAGGCCAGAAGCAGCACAAGUGUAUCGCCCUACUCGAGGAAACGAUAUGGGUCUAUUAUAAGCCCAAUGAUGUCUCCACCACUGGAAAAACUAACGACCAACUCUUCGUCUGUGUCGCCAUCUACUGAAUAUUUAACUGAACAAGCACACAAUCAAAACGCAGAUAUGAUGAGACGGUAUCGAGAUCAUUACCACAGCAAUAGGUAA